Telopea speciosissima is the source of this 515-nucleotide messenger RNA. Its product is annotated as heavy metal-associated isoprenylated plant protein 45-like. Bases 55 to 465 code for a protein of 136 amino acids. Lineage: Eukaryota; Viridiplantae; Streptophyta; Magnoliopsida; Proteales; Proteaceae. The record is from RefSeq and is a predicted model, not a curated record. The transcript has 4 exons. Gene Ontology annotation, molecular function: metal ion binding.
CUUCUCAAGUACUAAUGGAGGACAUUUGGUAAGGUUGAACCAUUGGUGGGGCAGAUGGGGAAGCUGAGUUUUGGGUGGAUAUUGGAUAGUCUCCGUCUCUCCCCUGCCUCAAACUCAUCUUGCUUUUGCAUAAAUUCCUUAGAAAGUGGAGAUGAUGACUCUGAGAGAAGGUCACUCAUUCCAAGUAAUGGAGAACAGUUGGUGAGGUUGAAGGAUUUUAUUGAUGGGAAUCAGUCUUUGGCUUUUCACUUGAAGCCCAAGACUGUUGUGUUAAGGGUUUCUAUGCAUUGCAAUGGUUGUGCAAGAAAAGUUGAGAAACACAUCUCCAAGAUGGAAGGAGUGACCUCUUUUGAAGUAGAUUUGGAAAGCAAGAAGGUGGUGGUGAUAGGUGAUAUACUUCCAUUUGAAGUGUUGGAGAGUGUAUCAAAGGUGAAGAGUGCAGAGCUAUGGGUUUCUCCUUUUUGAUCAAGAAAAUAUGCAGCCAACAAGAGAAAGUAAUAAACAAAUCCAGCAGU